Vicia faba (fava bean) is the source of this 2175-nucleotide messenger RNA. The record is from the annotation of a GenBank genome assembly. Lineage: Eukaryota; Viridiplantae; Streptophyta; Magnoliopsida; Fabales; Fabaceae.
AUGUCUUUCUCCUCCGAUCAUCCAUGGAUCUACGACGUGUUCAUAAACUUCAGAGGAGAAGAAACUCGUCACAACAUCGUUUCUCAUCUCUAUGUUGCACUCUCAAAUGCGGGAAUCAACACUUUUCUUGACAACAAGAAUCUUACAAAGGGAGAGGAGCUAGGACCAGAACUGAUGAGGGCAAUAGAGGGCUCUAAGAUUUCUAUUGUUGUUUUAUCAGUCAACUAUACAAAUUCUAGCUGGUGUCUUAACGAGCUGUUACAUAUCAUGGAAUGCCGCAAAAAGUAUGGCCAGAUCGUUUUACCCGUAUUUUACGGAAGUGUAUUGAUUAUUACAACUAGAGAUGUACGCCUUCUCAAUUCACUCAGUGCUGACCAUGUCUUCACAAUGACGGAAAUGGACGACAACCAGUCUCUUGAACUUUUCAGCUGGCAUGCUUUUCGACAACCAAGUCCUAGAGAAGAUUUUAGUGAACUCUCUAGAAAUGUAGUUGCUUAUUGUGGAGGAUUACCAUUGGCUCUUGAAGUCCUUGGAUCUUACUUAUUUGAGAGGACGGAAAAGGAAUGGAAAAGUGCUCUAUCAAAAUUAGAGAAAAUUCCCAACAAUCAUGUGCUACAGAAAUUGAGAAUCAGUUAUGAUGGUCUAAAAGAUUAUAAGGAAAAGGAUAUAUUUCUUGACAUAUGUUGUUUCUUCAUUGGAAAAAACAGAGCUGAUGUUACAGAGAUACUUAAUGGCUGUGGACUUCAUGCUGAUAUUGGAAUAGCUGUCCUCAUAGAGCGCAGCCUCGUAAAAGUUGCAAAGAAUAACAAGCUUCAAAUGCAUGAUUUGCUAAGAGACAUGGGUAGAGCAAUAGUUGGCGAAAGUUCAGCAAAAGAGCCUGCAAAGCAUAGUCGACUGUGGUUUCAAGAGGAUGUGUUGGAUGUUUUGUCAAAAAAUAUUGGAACAGAAACUGUUGAAGGAUUGAUUUUGAAGUUGCAUAGAACUGGCAGAAUUUGCUUCAGUACUAAUGCUUUUCAGGAGAUGAAAAAACUGAGGCUUUUAAAACUUGAUGGUACUGACCUCAAAGGAGAUUAUGGAUUAAUUUCCAAACAAUUGAGAUGGGUUGAUUGGCAACGAUCUACCUUCAAAUUUAUACCCAAUGGCUUUGAUAUGGGAAAUCUAGUUGUUUUGGAAUUAAAAUAUAGCAGUGUUGAACAAGUUUGGCGGGAGACCAAGUUGUUGGAGAAGCUAAAAGUUCUUAAUCUCAGUCAUUCCAAGUACUUGAAAAGAACUCCGGACUUUUCAAAAUUACCGAAUUUAGAAAAGCUCAUCAUGAAGGAUUGUCCAAGUUUGUCUGAGUUGGAAGAAGACGUGGGGCAGAUGGAAUCCUUGACAACUCUAAUUGCAGCAAAUACUGGUAUCAAGAAAAUUCCUUUUUCAAUAGUAAGAUUAAAAAGUAUUGGAUAUAUAUCACUAUGUGAAUAUGAAGGAUUAUGGCAUGAUGUUUUUCCUUCUCUCAUUUGGUCAUGGAUUUCACCAACCAGAGAUUUCAUUCCCCAUGUUUUUCCAUUUGGAGGCAACUCAUUGUCUCAUGUUUCAUGGGAUGUAGAUAGUAUUAUGGACUAUCAUUCACCAAUUCUUAGAUGUGUUUGGGUUCAAUGCCAGUCCGAAACUCAACUAACUCAAGAAUUACAAAAGUUUGUCGAUUAUCUAUAUGAUGUGAAUUUUACUAAGUUGGAACACGGACCAAACACCUCAGAUCAUUCCUUGAGAUCACUUGUGAUUGGAAUGGGAAAUACCGAAAUAAUCAUGGAUACUCUUGGGAAGAGCUUAUCACAGGGAUUGGCAGCCAGUUCUAUUGAUUCUUUUCUUCCGGGCGACAAUUAUCCUUCUUGGUUAGCCUAUACAUGUGAAGGAUCUUCAGUAAUUUUCCAAGUGCCUGAGGAUAAUGAUUGCGGCAUGAGUGGAAUAAGCUUAUGCGCUCUUUAUUCAUCAAUGCCUGGAAACCUGAUAACAGAAUGUCUCACUAGUAUCUUGAUCAUUAAUUACACAAAAUUAACUAUCCAGAUUUACAAGCGAGACACAGUAAUGUCAUUUAACGAUGAAGAUUGGCAAGGUGUGGUAUCAAAUUUAGGAGUUGGUGACAAGGUUGAGAUAUUUGUAGCUAUUGGGCAUGGAUUGACUGUUAAGGGAUGA